Messenger RNA from Anopheles coluzzii, 1052 nucleotides. Its product is annotated as fatty acid hydroxylase domain-containing protein 2-like. Bases 150 to 1010 code for a protein of 286 amino acids. NCBI's taxonomy places the organism in Eukaryota, Metazoa, Arthropoda, Insecta, Diptera, Culicidae. Gene Ontology annotation, molecular function: iron ion binding; C-4 methylsterol oxidase activity. The record is from RefSeq and is a predicted model, not a curated record. The transcript has 4 exons. Gene Ontology annotation, biological process: sterol biosynthetic process.
UUAAGCGUCCAUCACUUAAUCGACGACGUGCGGGACGUACGGUUGUGGACGUCUGUACACAUUCGAAAAGUUAGUAAACAUUCAGUGAAGGUGUGCUCGACAUUCUCUCUCUCUGUUUUGCUGCUGCUUGCAGUCGGCCGGCAUUGAAAAUGGAGUUGAACGUUACUAACCCUGGCUAUCUACAGCAACGGUGGGAUGCAUUCCUGGAUGUGGUCGGCGAUGAUCCGGAACGGUUGUACGUGUGGGGCCUGUCCUUCUACAUACACACCCUUUACUGGGUACUCGGAUCGUUCUUCGUUUUUAUGGACGUGUUCCAGUGGCCGCCGGCGCUCAGGAAGUUCAAAAACCAACCCGGACUCAACGAACCACUCAGGUGGUCCGACCUGCGAAAGAUCGUUCGCACCGUACUGAUCAACCAGCUGUUGAUCAGCGUUCCGAUAACGUUCUUCGGGUUCCGGGCCCUGCUGGCCAGCGGUGUCGCAGUCAACGUGCGUACCCUCCCGUCACUGUACGAGGUGGUGCGGGAUCUGCUCGUCAGUGCCGCCGGCUGGGAGCUCGGGUUCUACUACAGCCACCGGCUGCUUCACUCGAAGCAUCUGUACAAGCUGAUCCACAAGCAGCACCACGAGUUUACUGCACCGGUGGCCUGGGCCGCCAUCUACGCGCAUCCGAUCGAGCACAUCUUCAGCAAUCUGCUGCCACCGCUGAUCGGCAUUCAGCUGAUGCGCAGCCACGUGCUGACGUCGGCGCUCUGGCUAACGUUUGUCAUCCAGGACACGAUCACCGGACAUUCGGGGUACCACGUGCCGUUUCUGAGCAGCAACGAAGCGCACGACUACCACCACAUGAAAUUCAACCAAUGCUACGGUGUGUUCGGUUGGCUCGACUGGCUACACGGUUCCGAUGCGCAGUUCCGGGCAUCGCGAUACUACAAGCGGCACCAGAUGCUGCUCGGCACCAAAUCGGCCCGGGAGCUGAUUCCGGAUGACAAGAAACAGCACAAAAAGUAAAGUUUGUAGAACAUUUUGUAUAAUAAAACGAGGAGACUGUAU